Trifolium pratense (red clover) is the source of this 1926-nucleotide messenger RNA. RefSeq names its product cytochrome P450 94B3-like. The transcript has a single exon. The record is from RefSeq and is a predicted model, not a curated record. Bases 54 to 1592 code for a protein of 512 amino acids. Gene Ontology annotation, molecular function: oxidoreductase activity, acting on paired donors, with incorporation or reduction of molecular oxygen; iron ion binding; heme binding. NCBI's taxonomy places the organism in Eukaryota, Viridiplantae, Streptophyta, Magnoliopsida, Fabales, Fabaceae.
UAUUUGAGUCCCCAACCAUAUCACUUGAAAGUCACUCACGCUUGUAAUUAACCAUGGAACUCUUCUUCUCACAUGAAUCACUCAUCUUCAUCCUCUCCCUUAUCUUCCUCUAUCUCUUCUACUUUCACUUCUCCACCACAUCAAAAAAACACAACAACAAUCAUGGCUUCAAAACCUACCCUCUACUUGGAACCUUACCUGAAUUCAUACUAAACCGCCACCGUUUCCUCGACUGGACAACUCAAAUCCUCCGUAACUGUCCAACCAACACCGCCGUCUUCAUCCGUCCCGGUAAAAUCCACGGCAUCAUAACAGCCAAUCCAGAUAACAUCCAACACAUUCUCAAAACAAAAUUCGAAAACUAUCCAAAAGGUGAAAGAUUCAUCAGCCUCCUUCAAGAUUUUCUUGGCAACGGUAUCUUCAACUCCGAUGGUGAUCUCUGGAAGCUUCAGAGAAAAACCGCCAGCUACGAAUUCAACACGAAAUCGCUACGAAAUUUCAUCGUCGAAAACGUAACCGUCGAAACACAAACGAGACUCAUUCCGAUUCUAACAAAAGCAACGGAAAACAACCAGAUUCUUGAUUUGCAGAAUCUUUUAGAACGGUUUGCAUUCGAUAAUGUUUGUAAACUAGCGUUUAACGUUGAUCCUGGUUGUCUCGGCGCCGAUGUUACCACCGGAGCCGCCUCCACCACCGCCGCAGAAGCCUUCAUGCACGCGUUUGAAGAUGCAUCAAUGAUAAGUUCUGGAAGGUUCAUGUAUCUUUUACCAUUGUUAUGGAAAAUGAAAAAAUAUCUUAACGUUGGAACAGAACGGAGAUUGAAACAAUCAAUCGCAACCGUUCAUGAGUUUGCUGAUGAGAUUAUACGGUCGAGAAGGGAAGCUAAAGAAGCUGGUCAAGAUUUGUUAUCUCGUUUCAUUGGAACCGAAGAAGCUUCGCCGGAGUUUCUUCGCGAUAUUAUAAUAAGCUUUAUUCUCGCUGGGCGCGAUACUACAUCGUCCGCUUUGAGUUGGUUGUUCUGGAUUUUAUCUUCAAAAAGCGACAUUAAAGAUAAAAUAAUCGAAGAAAUUGAAAUGGUGCGUUUAAAAAGUGGAAAUAAAACGGCUUCGUUUGGAUAUGAAGAGCUGAAAGAGAUGCAUUACUUGCAAGCGGCGAUUAGUGAGACUAUGAGGUUGUAUCCGCCUGUACCGAUUGAUACUAAGGCGUGUUUGAAUGACGAUGUUUUGCCGGAUGGAACUAGGAUUAAGAAAGAUUGGUUUAUAUCUUAUCAUACUUAUGCUAUGGGGAGAAUUGAGAGUAUUUGGGGGAAAGAUUGUAAUGAGUUUAAACCGGAGAGGUGGUUGGAAAAUGAUAAGGAUGGUGUUAGUGUAUGUAGAAGUGAGAGUCCAUUUCGGUUUCCGGUGUUUCAUGCAGGUCCUAGGAUGUGUUUAGGGAAAGAAAUGGCUUAUAUUCAAAUGAAGUCUAUUGCAGCUUCUGUUAUGGAAAGGUUUGAGGUUGUUGCAUUGGAUAAAGACAAUUGUCCUGAACAUGUUUUGUCUUUGACUUUGAGGAUGAAAAAUGGGUUACCUGUGAAUGUAAAGAGAGUAAGGUAAGGGAAAGAAAUGUGUGUAUGAAGGUUUGAAGGUGUGUGUGAAGUUGUGAACUGUGGUGCUGCACAGUGCAAGUUGAUGUGUAGAUAAGAAAAACAUAUAUAGAAGUAUGCAGUUACAAAAGCAAAAGUGUUGCUAUUUUGGUUAGAUAUAAGAAUUGAAUGGUUUGCAUUUCAACUGUAUUUUGAAUCCACUUUAGCAAAGAGUAGUUAAGUUUAAUCUUGAUCUGAUAGUCCAUAAUCUUUGAAUCAAAGAGAGUUGGGCUGUGAAGAAAUGAUAUGCCAUACAUGUGAUUGUGAUUGUUCCAUCAAUGAUCUAAACUUAUAUUCAUCUUAAA